AUGUCUGCAGAAAAAUUAAAAGAACGAAUGGCAGAAGAUGCACUAACAAUGAAAACUGCAUUUUGUGAAUGUCCAAAUUAUGAAAGAAUAAUUGAAUUAGUUUUAAAAUCUGGAAUUUCAAAAUUGCCCGAAGAAUGUAAAAUUACUCCCGGAAUUCCAAUAAAACCAAUGUUGGCACAUCCAACAAAAGGAAUUGAUGAAAUUUUUGAUCGGUUUGGAGAGGAAAUGUUAGCUUGUGAAUGGAAAUAUGAUGGGGAAAGAUGCCAGAUUCACCGUUUGUCAGAUGGAAAAGUCAAAAUUUUCAGUCGAAAUCAAGAAGAUUCAACAAAUAAGUUUCCUGAUAUUGUUGAACGUGUACCAAAAUGUAUUCGAGAUAAAAAUGAUGGGAAUAUAACAUUUAUUGCUGACGGAGAGGUUGUUGCUUGGGAUCAAGUGAAUAAACAAAUUCUUUCAUUUCAAGUUUUAUCUACCAGAAAACGAAAGAAUGUUGGAACUAGUGAGGAUAUUCAAGUAAAAGUUUGUGUCUAUCUAUUUGAUCUUCUCUAUUUCAACGGUGAAUCUCUUACUAGCGAAACUUUACGUGAAAGACGAAAUAAAUUGAGAGAAAAUUUUGUGGAAGAAAAUGGAAAUAUUCAUUUUGCAAAUUAUAUAGAUUCAAAUGAUUCUGAAGAAAUUAAUAAAUUUUUUGAAGAAUCGAUUAAAGGAAAUUGUGAAGGUUUUUUUCUAAAUUUUUUAUUUGGGGAGAUUUUUUGGACACUUAUUAGGAGAGGAGGAGUUGGGUGCUAGUACAUCUAGAGAAACAUGGAGAUUUGUCCGCAAGAAUAAUCCGCAAUAAAAUGUCCGCAAAUAACUUUCC
This is a messenger RNA of Meloidogyne enterolobii, 856 nucleotides long. The record is from the annotation of a GenBank genome assembly. NCBI's taxonomy places the organism in Eukaryota, Metazoa, Nematoda, Chromadorea, Rhabditida, Meloidogynidae.